AUGGGCAGGAUCUGCGUUAAGGAAGAUGACGAGGAUGCGAAUACAAGCAACGGAGGCUGGGACGAGAGCGAGUUGGACAAAAACCUGAAGCAACUGAGCCUUACGACCCUUAAAUCUUGGGAUGACCCCUUUGUCGGCGCUCAUCCUCGUCCUCCUCCUCGCAACAAAAAUGGGUCGACUGCUACCAAGUCAACCAACACCGACAUCAGGAAGAAGAAGCAGAGACUCCGCGAAGCAACACUUGCAAGAAUGGAACAGAUCAACGAGAAGCUUCAACCCUGGGAGAAUGGCGAGAGCAUAAUGACUCGUGCUCAAGCUCAAGAAGUCGACCGUCUUUGCGACGAGAUCCCGACUCGUGCCCAAGCUCAAGAAGUCGACCGUCUCUGUGACGAGUAUUACCAGAUUUGCGCAGCGCUCCCGCCUCCACAGGACUUGUCUCCCUCGGGCUCGAGUGCACUGCCUCAUUCGCACUCCUCCUACCUCAAUAAUAACACCGAUCACUACUCCGACAGCUACAACAACACCAGCGGUGACAGCUCCGACACCAACUCCGGCACCAACCCCGGCACCAACUCCGGCCCCAUCGACUGGAUCAUGGCACUCCGCACCAAGGAAGAUUUCGAAAAGUAUCACGAGCACCAGAAAAUCAAGUUCGGACGCAAAGAUCCCGAGGAUUACAACCUGAUGGACAUGGACUCCGUACAACUUAACAGACGAGGAAGGGAAGAAAUGCUGUCCGUGGUGCUCGGGAACAAAAAGGGACGGUUGGGGAAGUACUGGGAUUGGCUGGCACAGCGGUCGGGGGAGAUGGACAGGGAGAUGGAGUUGAAUGGCCCCACGAGGCAUACGAGGGUGCCGACCAGGAGUCCUAGUAACAACUUUACGGGGUUUUAUGAGAAGUUUGUUAGGCAUUAUGGCCACUAA
Molecule: messenger RNA, 924 nt
Organism: Sordaria macrospora k-hell
Lineage: Eukaryota; Fungi; Ascomycota; Sordariomycetes; Sordariales; Sordariaceae
Source: RefSeq, a predicted model, not a curated record